AUGUGUUUAUGUUAUGAUUUUCAAAAACAACGUUUAACUAAUUGUUUUGAAUUUAAUCAUAAUAUGAAUUAUAAUUGUGUCGGUCAAAAUUCUUGUGAAUGUAGAAGUCAAUGUUUUCAAGACGAUCCAAUAUGCUCAAUAAGAUCAGUAUGUAUGUGUCCACCAUGUUUUUAUGGAACACAAUGUCAAUUUAGUGUAAAUGAAUUUGGUCUCUCACUUGAUGCUAUCUUAGGUUAUCAUAUUCAACGAAAUAGUGAUCUUCUUAAUCAACCAACUAUAGCAUUAUUUAGUUUAACACUAACAAUAAUCGGUUCAUCAAUUACAACUUUAUUAACAAUAGUUAUAUUUGGAUUAAAAUUUUGGAUACUUAUUCUUGCACAAAUGACAAUUAUUUCUAAUCGACUAUUUUUACAAAUUCAAUGUUUGUCUUUUGAUUUUCUUUUACGAGUUUGUCGUACUAUGGAUCAAUGGUUAAAUGCAUGUGCAGCUAUGGAAAGAGCUAUUACAGUAUCAAAAGGUAUCAAUUUUAAUAAGAAAAAAAGUAAAUGCAUUGCUGAAAUAAUUAUUAUUAUUCUUUUAAUUUUCACUGUUUCUACAAAUAUUUAUGAUUCUCUUUAUCGACGUUUGAUUGAUGAAGAUAAUGAAGAUGAUGAACGAAUAUGGUAUAUUGCUACUUAUCCAUCUCGUUUACAAACAUACAAUUCUUUCAUAUAA
This is a messenger RNA of Rotaria sp. Silwood1, 714 nucleotides long. The record is from the annotation of a GenBank genome assembly. NCBI's taxonomy places the organism in Eukaryota, Metazoa, Rotifera, Eurotatoria, Philodinida, Philodinidae.